UGAGGAGUGAAUGCCAGCCAGGAGAGCAUUCCAAAGCCUGGGGGCAAUGUCUGAGAAGGCCCUGUCCCCAUCCUCUCACCAUCAGCAUACAGAGCAGAGCCCGCUCCGAUGAUCUUGUCACGUGGGCAGAAACCCUUGGGAGCAGGUGGUUCUUUGGAUAUCCAGGGCCCAAACUGUUAAGGGCUUUAAAGGUGCCGCCACUGCUCCCAGGACUAUGGAGCAAAAGGCUGGAGCCCCUUGUGUUCUGAUGCUGGAUAAGCAGCUAAUAGCUAAGCAGUCCUUUGGAAUGGAAGAUGCUCAAAAGGAAAGGGAUGAGAAUGGAGCCCUGCAGUGUGAGCUGAGAGAGGCCAAGGUGCAGAGUGAAGAGAGCCAGCCCCCAUCGAAUGUCUCCCUGGUCGAGGAUGAAGGCAAAGAGGAUGCUGUGCCAGAGCUACUCCGAUCCAGUUCAGUUCCCCUCAAGGCUCGCUUGGCUGGGAAGCUACACCAGGUGCAAGUGCUGAGGGACCAGUCUUGUGCUGAAGAAGUCCCCAGCAAAUGUGCCACAUCUGCACUCCAGGUCAGUGUGGAGGAGCCACAGGAGAAUCCCAGACGGAAAGAAGAGCUUCAUAGCCAGUUGGAUGGUACUUCUCAGCUCAGGGAGGCAGGCAGUGAGCGACGACACCGGUGUGAGGAGUGUGGUAAAGCCUUCCUGCAGCUUUGCCACUUGAAAAAGCACCGCUUUGUACACACAGAUCACAAACCAUUCCUGUGUACAGAGUGUGGCAAGAGCUAUAGCUCAGAAGAAAGUUUCAAAGCACACUUGCUGGGCCAUAAAGGAGUACGGCCUUUCCCUUGCCUACAGUGCCACAAGACUUACGGCACUAAACGUGACCUGCAAGAGCACCAGGUAUUGCACACAGGCCAGCGCCCUUUUGCCUGCCCAGACUGCGGGAAGUCGUUUGCCCGCCGGCCUUCCCUCCGUAUCCACCGCAAGACACACCAGGCGAAGGAGCCGAGCCCUGCUGCCACAGCUGCCUGCCAGUGUGUGAUCUGUGGACGGCACCUGGCCAACCCUGGGUCACUGCGCAACCAUAUGCGGCUACACACAGGAGAACGCCCCUACACUUGCCCCUACUGCAGCAAGUCUUUCCGCCAGCAGGGCAACCUGCGUGGGCAUCUCCGGCUGCAUACAGGGGAGCGCCCUUACCACUGCCACUUCUGUGGAGAUGCCUUUCCGCAGCGCCCUGAGCUGCGCCGCCACCUGAUCUCCCACACAGGUGAGGCCCACCUGUGCACAGUAUGUGGGAAAGCACUGCGUGAUCCUCACACACUGCGGGCUCAUGAGCGCUUGCACACAGGCGAGCGGCCUUUCCGUUGCCAUCUGUGUCCCAAAUCCUAUCCUCUAGCUACAAAGCUUCGGCGCCACCAGAAAGCCCACCAUGGUGACAAGCCCCACCGGUGCAACAUUUGCGGCAUGGGCUAUGCCCUCCCCCAGAGUCUGCGCCGCCAUCAGCUUGAGCACAAAGGAAACCCACACAAGGAUGCAUCCAAGCUGGGCAUGAAAGGCCCCCAGGAAUUGCCAGCUCCAGAGCAGCCUGCAGUGCUAGUGGUGCACUCUGUGGACAUGGCAGCACCAGGAAACAAAGCAGAACUCCUCAUCACCAACAAUAGGCACUAUGUUUCUGCACAGCAAAGCUCUGUUGGAUGCAAGGAUGUGAUUGAGAUCACUCUCUCAGAUGCAGAGGAAGAAUGCAUCAUUGUGCAGGAGCAGGGCUCUUCUAGUGACAUGUUCAUUAUUCAGGAGGGUGUGGGUUUCAGUACAGUGGCUGAAGUGGUGGAGGUAGAGGUGGGGACGUGACUACCAGUCUUUUAUAGAUGACAUUAAAGCUUUUUUGGGCCGUCUGGAUGUGCAUAUGGGAAGGCAACACAAGCGUCAAGAAAUGCACACUAGUUUGCUUAGAGGUAUAGAAGAUCAACAAGGAGACAGGCGAUUUCUGUUUGGCUAGGACUCUGGCUGGAUUUCCAAUAUCUCAUAUUCCACCAUAAGCCAGUAAGCAUGUGCAAUAGGUACUGCCUAACAGAGACAGUCUGGAAGAAGGCCUUCAUUUAGCAUCCUUUCAUCAAAACUGGGUUCAAAAUGAUCCAAUGUCAAGGUUUUUCUAGGUCUACUUGUAUGUUGCUUGUGUUUAGUUAAAACAUGGCAACAUUGAUUGAGUAGUGGGUUCUGCAGAUGUUUACACAGCCAUCAUUGCCAUACAAUUGCCAUUGCAAUUGAUAGAAUAUGCAUAGCACAAACAUUUUAUCAUAGCACUAUGAUAAAAAGCAAGGGAGCACAGUUAUUUAAAGCAAAAGAGAGCAGGUACUCUCAAUAAGUAACACUAUGGUAGCUCCACAGAAUGUCCAAGAUUCUUUACCAUCAAGGUUAGAGCAAGUAUAAGUAACAGCAAGUAGCCAGAAACAGCAAAUUUCUGACUAAUUCACACAACCUGUGUUAGAUGUGGGCUAACUCAGUCCUGUUAGGUGGUGAAGCCAGCAGGUGCCUCCUUCACAGUGCAGUCAGCGACAACAAGGAAUUGAGGCCCAACUCCUACAUUACUUUGGUGAUGUUUCAAAAUUGUACUCCAGGGUAGGAUUUGGAAGCAGUAGGAUUUGGGAAAGCAAUCGAGAACAGCUGGUAUGUAUUUUUCCUGUUCCAGCACACGGGUCCAGUUUUUGCAGGCCUGAAAUAAUGACACUGUUGGCAAGGGAUCUCGUUGAAUCUAAACCCGAGCAAGCCCAUGUAAAAAAUAAAGUAUCUUUCUUCUGCUACAGUUGCUGUGGUGUUGGACAUGCCUCUUGGCCUCACUGAGCCAACCUACCACAGCUGAUGCUCUCAUAUGCUGCUCUUAAGUGUAAGCAAGCACUUGCACUCAUGUGUUGGCAUUGAGGAAACGGAUCCACAUGAGUUUUGAAAACAAAGUUUACAGGCCCUGCAAUAUACUUACCUGCCAUGUGCUAGGAAUAAAGUUACCACAAACAAUCCCUAAUUCACAUGGGGAAUGCUAGUAAAUGAUAUCUGAAUUAAAAAUGCUUUAAAAAAAUGAA
Messenger RNA from Hemicordylus capensis (graceful crag lizard), 3063 nucleotides. RefSeq names its product zinc finger protein 408 (gene ZNF408). Gene Ontology annotation, molecular function: DNA-binding transcription factor activity; RNA polymerase II cis-regulatory region sequence-specific DNA binding. NCBI's taxonomy places the organism in Eukaryota, Metazoa, Chordata, Lepidosauria, Squamata, Cordylidae. The transcript is spliced from 2 exons. Gene Ontology annotation, biological process: regulation of transcription by RNA polymerase II. The coding region runs from base 215 to 1837 and encodes 540 amino acids. The record is from RefSeq and is a predicted model, not a curated record.